CAAGAGCAAUGAAGGGGAGCAAGAUUCAUGAGCUCGAGACCGAUGUCCCCGCCUCCGAGUUGUGGGGGAUCUACGGCACUCUGAGUGCUGCGAAGCUGGUUCCUGAGCUGCUUCCGCAUGUCCUCAUCAAUGUCGAGAUCAUCAGCGGCGAUGGCGGUGUUGACACAAUUCUGAAGCUGACAUUUCCUCCAGGAAUUCCCGGCCUGCAGAGUUACAAGGAAAAGUUCACGAAAGUUGACAACGAAAAUUAUGUUAAGGAGGCGCAUGCAAUUGAGGGCGACAUUCUGAAGCUCGGGUUCAUCUCUUAUAUGAUCCGGUUCGAGGUCAUUGGGAAGGGGCCCAACUCUUCGGUGAUAAGGUCAACCGUUGAGUACGAGAUCGAUGAUGCACACCCUGAGCUUGAAUCCAUGGUCAGCACUGCACCUUUGUCUAUAAUUGCUGAAACAUUUGCCAAGUAUGUCAAGGCAAAGAAGGUCCCUCAGGCAACCUCUUAAAAAAAGUUCAAGGCAAUGUUUAUCAGAUGAAAAAUAAUGAGCGUACGAUUGCGAUGUUGUUGUUGUCAUCGACAACUUUUGUUUCACAAACAGUAUCACGGUUUUUGUCUGGUCUAGGGAAUAACAGCUGUAUAAUUACAAAGUUUAUGUAUCUUAGUUUUCAUGA
Messenger RNA from Phragmites australis (common reed), 660 nucleotides. RefSeq names its product norbelladine synthase-like. Gene Ontology annotation, biological process: abscisic acid-activated signaling pathway; defense response. NCBI's taxonomy places the organism in Eukaryota, Viridiplantae, Streptophyta, Magnoliopsida, Poales, Poaceae. Bases 9 to 494 code for a protein of 161 amino acids. The transcript has 2 exons. The record is from RefSeq and is a predicted model, not a curated record. Gene Ontology annotation, cellular component: cytoplasm; nucleus. Gene Ontology annotation, molecular function: signaling receptor activity; protein phosphatase inhibitor activity; abscisic acid binding.